GGGGCGUGGCGUGGAGGAAGGCGGGGCCUCCCCCCUCUCUCUCUCGCGGGCGCUAUAGGCGGAGCCGCGAAAGCCCUUGAGGGGGGAGGAGCUCCGUGGUCCCUCCGGUCCGUCCGCCGCCGCCGCCGGGAUGCGACGGUCGGGCUUCCCGCCGCCGCCGGCGCUGCUGCUGCUGUGGUGGUUCGUGGCAGGUACCCCCGCCGCGAGCGCCCCUCGCCCUCUGCCCCCUUAUUCCAUCCUUCACUCCCCUCCUCACAUACACACACUCUUGAGGUACCGGGGGAGGAGGAGUGAGGCCGCGUUGCCACGGUAACCAGGGGAGGGUUGGGUUGCCACCUUCUUCAAGUAGCCCCUGCUCCUCUGCUCCUUCUGGGAAAGGUCGGGCUGCGGCGCACGUGAGCAAAUGGCAACGCUCGCCUCGGCUCGUGUCCCUUCUUGAGAAUGGGGGGGGGGGAUCCAGAAUUGGGGGGAGUGUGUGGAUCAGUUUUCUAGAUCAGUUGGCAACAGGGCAGGGUCGGAUUUAGGUUUGAUGAGGCCCUAAACUGCUGGAGGUAAUGUGACUGGUGACUGGGAGUGGCCACCGGGACCACAUAACACCUGUCCUGAGAGAUCUGCAUUGGCUCCCAGUACGUUUCUGAGCACAAUUCAAAGUGAUGGUGCUGACCUUUAAAGCCCUAAACGACCUCGGCCCAGUAUACCUGAAGGAGCGUCUCCACCCCCAUCGUUCAGCCCGGACACUGAAGUCCAGCGCCAAGGGCCUUCUGGCCGUUCCCUCACUGCGAGAAGUGAGGUUACAGGGAACCAGGCACAGGGCCUUCUCGGUAGUGGCGCCCGCCCUGUGGAACGCCCUCCCUUCAGAUUUGAAGGAAAUAAGCAGCUAUCUUCUCUUUAAAAGACAUCCAAAGGCAGCCGUGUUUAGGGAAGUUUUUAAUAUUUAAUGCUGUAUUGUUUUUAACACUUGAUUGGAAGCCGCCCAGAGUGGCUGGGGAAAUUCAGCCAGAUGGGCGGGGUAUAAAUAUUAUAUUAUUAUUAUUAUUAUUAUUAUUAUUAUGCCCUUUAUAUGUCCAGCUGUCCUUUGUCAACAACAAAUUGCCGCUGUUUUUUGUGUUGAAUAUAUGCUAUAUAGUAAUUUAUGGACAUCAUAUGUAUCUAAAAUGGGACGCGGGUGGCACUGUGGGUUAAACUACAGAGCCUAGGACUUGCUGAUCAGAAGGUCGGCAGUUCGAAUCCCCGUGACGGGGUGAGCUCCCGUUGCUCGGUCCCUGCUCCUGCCAACCUAGCAGUUUGAAAGCACGUCAAAGUGCAAGUAGAUAAAUAGGUACCGCUCUGGCAGGAAGGUAAAUGGCGUUUCUGUGGUUCGUCAGAAGCGGCUUAGUCAUGCUGGCCACAUGACCCGGAAGCUGUACGCCGGCUCCCUUGGCCAGUAAAGCGAGAUGAGUGCCGCAACCCCAGAGUCGGCCACGACUGAACCUAAUCAUCAGGGUCCCUUUACCUUUAUGUAUCUAAAGCCAUUUGCACAUAACAAAAUAUGUAUUUUAUGAAAGUAAUUGUUACAACCAGUCCAUGCAGAAUGUAGGCACCCUGUAUAUAGAAAUGAGCAAACCAGUGAUAUUUUAGGGAGCAGGCUAGCAGGCUUACUAGCCUUACAUCAUAGGAGCCUACACAACACAAAACACCGUUGCUGUAUGUAGGUUUUAUUUUACUUGUUUUUUUAUCUUAUAUUUUGGAAAUGUACAUCCAUGUGUUUUUUUCCUUUGAAUUUUUUUGGGGGCCCCAAGAGAGUGGGGCCCUAUGCUAUAGCUUGUUUAGCUUAUACGUAAAUCCAGCACUGGCUGCGAUGCAUGCAAGCAAAUGGCUCGUGUUACUUCUUGCAAAUGGUGGGGUAGUGGAUCCAGAAUUUGGGGGGGGGGGGUGGAUCAGUUUUCUGAAUCAGUUGGCAACAGGGUUUAGGGAAGGGGAGAAGGAGGAGAGAGGUGUGUUCAUGGCAGGUGUAGGAAUGGCGUGCUGCUCUCAUAACCCGUGGCUGCUCUUUUCCCUCAGGACUCCUGUUGAUGCCUCCUUCUGGGGAAGGCCUCUCCGAGGUAAGUUUAGGGAUAGCGGGGAAAGUGGGGAGUAACAAGAAGGACUCCCAUCGGUGUCCCACCAUCCCCAUCUUCUUGUGUCAUCUUCCCCAACCUGCUGCCCUCCAGAUGAUUUUUGGACAACUCUCAUCGACUGAUGGAUGUUAUCGUCCAGAACAUCUGGAGGGCAGCAGACUGAGGAAGGUUGUUCUAGUCUGUCUCUCUCUCUCUCUCUCUCUCUCUCUCUCUCACACACACACACACACACACACACACAUAUAUGGUGCAGUGGAUUUUGUUCAGUCUGCAUUCAUAAGUGGAACUAAUUCACAUCCCUCGGCUAAAACAUGGAUAGGAACAUAAAUUAUCCUCUGCAUUUCACGCUUGCUAAUUUUUCAGUACAGUUGCCUGCUCAAAAACACCCCCAAGUGGGUUUCUUAAAAGGUGUUUUAGGAUAAAAUAUAUUUAGAAGUUGAACUAUGCACAUUGAGAGAAAAAUAAUGUUUAAUGUACUUAAAUACAGAUAACUUAAAACUUGUGCAGGAGUUAAGUUCUGGGGAUGGCACAUAUAUGUCAAACCACCUCCUUGGAAGCGCCUCUGUGUGAGCAAUCUUUCCUUCUGGACCCAGCAUGCUGAACAGGUUGUACCCCACCCCCCAAGGCUCUGGAAGGCUUGUGGGAUCUUGCAGGGCCGUACAAGAUUUUGCUAGAACCUCCCAGUGCCCAGUAAGCAAGUUUUCUGCACCAGGAAAACCCUGUGCAAAAAGAGCUUUUAAGCUCUCCACCUUCUGCACAUUUAAUUUGCGUGAUUUGAACCACAUAAAGUUGAAAUUGCGCAAGCUAAAUGCAUGUAAAUUGUAAGUUACCUGUAUAUCAAUAUAUAUGAAUUUUUGUAUAGCUUUUAAAAACACAUUAAUGAAGAAACAGAAGGGAACAGACAUAUGAAUUAACACGUACAAAACUGAUGCAAAUUAGAAAACUGAUGCAAGUGAUUCAACCACACCGAAGCUCAGCAUGCAGUUAUGGGUACCACCUAGCUUGUCAGAUAGCCCCUUGCCCGCCCCUGCCCCCAGCUGCAUGCAUGGUGUGGAGUUAGGUUUGCAAUAAUUGCAUUCCUACAAAGUUGUCAAAUGUGAAUUUAAUGGAACUCAUGCAAUAUGUGGAUGGAGUUGUGAACUCAACUUUCACCAUACCUAUCACUCCUCACAGCCACACGUUUUUAUCAUGCUACUUUAUCUGUGUAAACUGAUCCUGUGUGUAGGCUUGCUUCAUGAAAAUUGGGAUUUUUGAGACUUGAAGAAAUGCUACUCUGAAUAAAUAUUUCAAAAAUACAAUUUGAGUAAACAUCAGUACUGUAAAUCUGUUCAUUCUCAGCCCAGAUGCGACUUAUAUUCUCUACCUGGAUGCCCAAGGAACUUUAAUCCUGUUUGUGGGACUGAUGGAGAAACUUACGCAAAUGAGUGUAUGCUUUGUGCUGCAAACAGGUAACUAGAAACUAACUGAUUCUGGCUGCAGAAGUCUUAGGUUUACAGAUAGUCAACCUGGGCUUUUAGUUAAUUCAUACUUUUGAAGCUAUUGGUAAGAAGUCUUCAGAACUUUCAUACUUGAUUAAAUGGACCAUCUCUUUACGUCAGGAUCCUCUCUGCAGAGUUAACCAUUCUCUGAGAAGUAGAUGGGAAGCUUCAGAAAAUCAUGGCACUGAAAGAGACAAAAGACCACUUGGUACAUUCCCUGUGUACAUUCCCAGUUCAAAAUGCACAAUUCAAAUUAUAGUGUUUCAGAAAUGGUGUACAUGCACUACAGAAGAGAUUCGGAGGUCCAUGGGAAUCUUAACCAUCAAGUCAAUCCCCACACUGCAGGUGGAAGGAAAGCUUGAAAAACAAACAAGGUGCUUCCAGGUCAUUUUAAUAGCAAACUUGGUGGCCCUGUGCCAACUAACAGGCAGGGGAGGGGUUUCUGCAUACUUGGAAGAAUGAAUAAGAAGAGCUGCAUACAUAUAACACCAUCGUAUAGGAAUGGAACAUGAGAAAAAAUUAAAUCCUACAGCAGUGAAAAGAGGGAUGGGUGAUUGGACCUGGAAGAUCUCCACUGAUUUACAGCACUGCAGUGCUUAGGUUCAUGAAGGACUGUUCGUCUUGCAGAACAUCAGUUGCAAAUUCUCAGCUGCCCAGAUGGUGAGCGAGGUUAAACUCCUUUCCAACACUGUACCACUUCACCUGAACACCUUGCUGCACAACCCCAUGAUACACAGUUAUAGUGAUCAGGUUUCGAGUGAUACAAAGUGGAGGGAGGUGACACUCCUCACCUUGAACCUCAGGAUGGUGACUUGGUAACAAUACAAUAAAAUACAAAUACCUUCAUUGGCAUUACGACUUAAAACAUUUCAAAACACUAGGAUAAAUUUAAAAGGGACAGGAGUGAGGCUGUUGAAGGUCACAAGGUACUUGAUUGUUCUGCUUCACCCUGUCUAUUCCCUAGAGGGAUGAUUCAUUAAGAACCCUUUCAGGUAAGAUGGAGAUUAAAAAGGAAACCACGGGGCAGUAACGUCCUUGUCCCUAUCCGCUAGGAAGAACCUCAUUUGGCUUUCUCUCAGACCCUUGGGUUGCAGAUCCAAUAUCUUGCUCAGCAUCUGUUUGAGGAGUCUGCUGUGCAAAGGGCUGUCCAAAAGAAUAUGGUCCAGUGAAUCUGGUACUCCCUGAUUACAGGCACACAGGCGGACUUGAUAAGGAAUUUGCAAGUGGUCACCUGUGGUCACUGCGGAGGGGAAAGCAUUUUGUCUUGCUAGCAUAAAAGCUCUUCAUUGGGAAGGAAGUAGUAGGUCUUUGAGCCCCCAAGUCAUUAAUUUUCUAUUCCAAGUAUGUCAGCCAGUGGAUCCAGAUGUGGAGUCAUCCCAGGGGAAACUUAAUUGUGUUCACCUCCAUGCCAUGGCUUCUAGCUGCACCAUAAGUAUGUCUCUGGCCAGAGCAGGCCCACCCAUGAAGUGGUACAGAGGGGGAUGUGGCAGAGGGGAGCAGCAAGAGGCUGCAAGUGCCGUGCGCCUCACCCUUGUCUCUGGUCCUAAUGUCAGAACAGAGUGUGAGGCUUAUAAAACUUAACCUCAGCUACAUGUUAGCAGAAUGGGCUCUGUAGGAAAACAGGUGCUUUUCUGCCACCUUUGCUGCACUUAAAAUGUUCCAUCAUCUUUCUACCGUUUCAUUUCCUCGAGGUUAGUUGGGUAAGUGAGUUUUUAUCCCUCAACAUUCCCUUGUUUCCUUGUGAGGCCUGUAACACUACUACAAUAAUACCUGGAUGAGGAUCCUUGCAAAAAUGUUUUUUUUCUCUUGAGAUGGGAGUCUGGCUGUUUCCACACUGGGUACAUUCCUUGGAAUAGCUAGGGUUUUAUUCAAUCCCUGUUUAUGAAGCAUCUACAUAAUGUUGUAAUCAAACAGUUAUUCUCUUGUGUCUCUCCAACCGCACCCCGGUUCUUGGGUCUCUUUUCAGACUUUAGAAAAUUGGGCUUGGUUUUGGAAAAAUGGAAAAGAAGCACUCUCUCCAAGAGGUUUAGAUCUCUUUAAGGCUGCUUUCCUUUUUGAAAAAAGACAUGCCAUUUGAUGACUGCAGUGACACAUUGGGUCACUGAGCUUAUUACUAUGCAUUUGCUUUUGUAAACCUUCAUUAUUAUUUAUUUAUUCAAUAUACGUAUUUACUAUUUCUCAUUAAAAUAAUACCAACACAGUAUACAACGAAACAACUACUUUUUCUGUUAGUGCCAUUUUGUCAUUGUGGUUGUUAAAAAUAUAUUUUUUUCAUUUGCUCUAAAAUGCUUUUUCACACAUUUUUUAUUUAAAUAUUAAUAGCACUUUAAAUUUACUUUUUAAAAAAUAUACUGCCUUUCCAGUCACCAGAUUAGCACACCAAAUUGAUUUAUUUUAUUUUUUUGUAAACGAAUUGCUUAGUUAUAAAACACUUUGUAGCAAUUAUUGGGUAAAAUCUCCUAAAUACAAAGCACUUUACAUGCUGAUACAAAAUUGGAGAAAUUGCAUGCUCAAAAUUGUCCUUUUCCCGCCCAAAUGUCUAUCAUGCACUCUAGUGCAGAUGAAAUGUAGCAGGAGGAAUACGCUAAGUGCUGUUCUCCGCCCCCCCUGUACACAAACACACGACAAGUCAAUUAUGGUUCUGUAGGUAGCUUAGUGCAGAUGACUAAUGCUUUGCCAUUCCCUUUAUUUGCAUUCUCUUACAGAGAACAUGAAAAAAGUGUACAAAUUGCCUAUAAGACAUCGUGUUCAUGAGAUAAGCUUCAAGAAAGAGACCUCUGUAGCCUGCUUAGUAACUGAAACCGUAUUUUAAAAGUGCCUUCCAACUGCUGCAACAGAAACAAACUCGUUUGCUCUACCCAACUUUUGAAUUUGUUUAAUACAGGUGUUCUGUUGAACAAACAGGUGUGUUGCUUCGUGUGUGUGUGUGUGUGUGUUGCGAUGCAGCCAUAAAUUACAAUCUUUGGAGA
Molecule: messenger RNA, 6543 nt
Organism: Podarcis lilfordi (Lilford's wall lizard)
Lineage: Eukaryota; Metazoa; Chordata; Lepidosauria; Squamata; Lacertidae
Source: the annotation of a GenBank genome assembly